Messenger RNA from Striga asiatica, 928 nucleotides. The record is from the annotation of a GenBank genome assembly. Lineage: Eukaryota; Viridiplantae; Streptophyta; Magnoliopsida; Lamiales; Orobanchaceae.
AAAAAAAAAAAAAGAAGAAGAAGACAGAGGAAUACUGACAAUGGCCUGGUGCGCCGCCGCGAGGAGCUUCCAAAUGCCAGCGAUCGAUGUCGGUGUCCUGCGCUCUCGAGCUCCAUUAGCCUUCGGAGCCGGCUGCGCAUCCUUGGCCGGUGCUAACUUCCGCCGUUGUGGCCCAUCGCCAGCCUUCGCUUCUUUAAGCAUUUCAACUGAUGCCGCCGCAGGUAUUAAGGAAGCUGUGAAGACAGAAAAGGCUCCAGCAGCAUUGGGGCCGUAUUCUCAAGCAAUUAAGGCGAAUAAUAUGGUCUUUGUCUCUGGAGUUCUUGGACUGAUUCCAGAGACUGGGAAAUUUGUCUCGGAGGAUGUAGAGGAUCAAACUGAACAGGUACUUAAGAAUAUGGGAGAGAUACUUAAAGCAAGUGGUGCAGACUAUUCUUCAGUUGUAAAGACAACAAUCAUGUUGGCUGAUCUGACAGACUUUAAGAAAGUCAACGAAAUUUAUGCUAAAUAUUUUCCAGCACCAGCGCCAGCUCGAUCCACGUACCAGGUUGCUGCACUGCCAUUGAAUGCACGGAUUGAAAUUGAAUGCAUAGCUGCAAUGUCACAAUAGUGUCAUACGGUUUUUAGUGUAGCUAAAUAAGUCGGAUCUAAGGAAGCCAUUUUAUGUCACAAAGGGAUUCUGGAACUGUACUUUGUGUAUGCUAAAUCAAACUUUUGCAACUUUAAAACCUAAUCAUAAUCUUAUUUCUGCUUGUUUUAUUAUUAACGAAGGGUUAGAGACCUUUUUUCUUAUCUUAUUUGCUUUUUCUGUUUCUUUAAAAGAAAUAGCACGACUCCAUUAAAGGGUCAACCUCAUGAAGAGAAGUGUGAAUUUUUUCCAUAAUUCCUAGUGUUCGGGCAUGAUUUCAUGUUUUACUCCUCUUAUUUACAG